GGGCUUUCACGUGACGUCACCAAACGCGAGUCGCCAUUACGGAGAUAUACCCCCCACCCCCCCAGACCAAAACAAAGCCAGAGCGUAUGAGAGACUGCACAUUUCUGCUCCUUCAUAAACCGUAAUCACAAUCCGCGUGGAAAAUGGUCAAUUAUUGCCGUGUGUACGGUUGUACAAAUCGGUCUGACCGAGAAAAACACCUGGAGUUUUACAGACUUCCAAAAGUUAUCACAAAUCAGGGAGAUACUUGCCGAAACUUAUCAGAAGAAAGGAGACGUCAGUGGCUUGCUGCACUGAAACAGAACUUCACGGGCAAGAAUCUUGACAACAUUCGUGUUUGUUCUUCACAUUUAUUGUCAGUUAUUCUCAUCCGGGAUAUUUUGCACAAAUUCUCCCGAGUUUUCCGAGUUGUUUGGCUUCAACGAGGAGGACGUGAAGCUUGAAGUGAAGCGAGGACACAGACUGAUGUGUAAACAUUGUGGGCAAAGAGGAGCUACUGCCGGAUGUGAAAACGGGCGCUGCAAGAGGUCCUUCCACUACCCGUGUGCUGUGGAAGGAGAAUCCCGGCCCUUUGAGGAACGCGUCACGGGUCGCUUUGGGCUGUACUGCUCAAACUGUAAACUAAAAAUCAACAAUCCUGUAAACGGCUCCUCCACGACUCCCAGCGGAGCCGGACCGUCGAAAGUCUUCCUGGUUUUCUCCAAGCCCCCAGAAAGAAGUAAAAGCCUCCCCCUGUUGAACUCUGACCAAAUCGCUCCUUCGUCAAAAAAGAAGAAAAGGGGCCGAAAACCUAAAGACAAACGGGAUCCGCUGGACAGGGACUCGGCCAAGAGACGCCGGAGUGACGGUGACGCGUAUAAGAAGAGAAAAGAGAGGGGACUUUUAAAGUCGAUUGGCGAACUCACUGCUAAACAGCAACAAAAACAAAGAGCCAAGUGGAAUGAAAAUUCUAAAAGGGCAGGAUAUGGGAGACCCUUGAAGAAGAAGCGCAAAGACAGGAAGCGGAUCGUAUCUGAUGACUCCUCAGACACAGACUUCAACGGACUCCUUCCUCCGCUGGAGUCGGACUUGGAUGAAAGUGAAACCUCUCUGUUUCACACCGAACCGGCGGCUCCUGAGCCCCUCAGAGACCCCCAGAGCGUCGCAGCCCGGCAGAACCAGAACCCGGCGAUGGCUGAGAUCGGGGAUGAAGACGUGACCAUCAUCCCCUCCGACGCCGACUCGGAGAGUUUGCUUCCUCAAGCUCGGACGUCGUCACCAGAACCUCCCCGGGUCAUCUGGGCGGAGACGGGGGUGCAGACAAUCAAGUUUGAAGAUUACAGAUGUGGGCUCUGGACGUUAACGGAUCCUGACAGACCUGCAGAGUCUAUGGCCACAGAGCAGGAAGAGUUAAGUCCUCGGCAGAGUCCGGUCCUCGACCCAGAGCAGCCCAGCAGUGGACCGCCAACCCCGGAGGAGAGUCCGGCCCACGAUCUAAACCAGCCUAGCGGACCACCAACCCCCGAAGAGAGUCUAGUCUACGAUCUAGACCAGCCUAGCGGACCGCCAACCCCCCAGGAGAGUCCGGUCCACGAUCUAGACCAGCCUAGCGGACCGCCAACCCUCCAGGAGAGGCUGGUGCACGAUCCAGACCAGCCUAGCAGUGGACCUUCAGCCCCCCAGCAGAGUUCAGUCCACGAUCAAGAGCAGUGCAAUAAUGGAUUUCCAGCCCCCCAGCAAAGUCCGGUCCACGAUCCAGGGCAGUGCAGCAGUGGACCUUUAGCCCACAAGGAGAGUCCGGUCCACGGUGUCCAGUACUCUCCCGAACACGUUAACUGUUGCAGUCUUGCUGCCUCACCUCCCUCGAGCAGCUCGAUGAUUCCUCCGGCUGAACCCGUCUACAUGACCCUGUCCCCGUCUCCUUCCCCUCCCCCCGCACCCGCCUCGCACCCAGAAUCAGGGUCCGACAUUGACUCCUCCCUUUUCUGGAGGAGCUGCAACACCGUCGGCUGCACGCGGGCCAUCGUCGAUGGCUUCAUGAGUGGGAUGAACGAGAUCUUCGGCAGAGUCCAGACCGAGCAGGCGAGCCAGGAGGAUUACGACCGGGCGCUUGCGGUGAUCACGGCUUCUGGCAGACUUGCAGAGUUUGUGGACAGGCAGCAAAAAGAGUUGCAGAGGAAACAGACAGAACUUCAGAGAGCAGCAGAAGCUUUGCAGACCGUCGUAUCGACGCUGAAGAGAUGAGUUGACAAGCUGCCGCUUCCUGCCGUCUUUCAAACGUACGAUUUAUGGUUUACAGGCGGGUGUGACGCCGGAGCUGGGAGAAAGUGUUUAGAAACCGUAACAGAAUUAUUUCCAAACAUGUUCCAUAUUUAGUUUUAUGAGGAAAAUCAAAUGCUUUUUAUAUUCCGUUUAUAUUCCGGUUGUUGUAUUAUUUAUUGUUUUCAAAUGUUGUUUUUAACGGAAAUUUCAAACUUCCUAACCAGGAAUACGUUUUUAUAUUGUUGAAAUUACUGUAGGUGUUGACUUAAUUUUACUUAAAAGACCAAACAGUCCUCUGAACGUUUUUUCAGAAACAAGAAAUGCGUUAAAGAGCUCAAAUACACAUUAAAUAAAUCUUAACCUGAACAAAGGUUCUGGGGGAAGAAAUGAUGGGAAUGCUACAGAAGUAAGAAAAAUGGAGGCAAAUUUAAUAUUCUCCCUAUUUAACCUUUUAUUUUAUUCAUGUAAUCUUCAGUAAAUAUAUUUUUGCUCUACUGUGAAGUUGUUGAAUAUGUUUGUUGGAGGAAACAAUUGUUUUAACUUUUCCACCAGUUUCUAUGAACACAUUUGUAAUGCGAGCGGAGCAACCCAGUCCCCUGAUCUUCACUCAGACCAGACGAACUUUAUUUGUCCUUGAAGGACAUUUGUCUCAGAUGGAAGUGCAAAAAGAUCCAAAACAAUCGUAAAAAACCUUGUUCUGACUUUUAUAAAACCAAAUCUUUCAUGUCAGAUUAAACAAUGAGGUUCUUUUCUCACCUCAGUCUUUCAUGAAUUGUGAACUGACAGAAAUAAAGACGACAAACUGUG
Messenger RNA from Cololabis saira (Pacific saury), 3048 nucleotides. RefSeq lists its product as uncharacterized. Gene Ontology annotation, cellular component: nucleus. The transcript has 20 exons. Gene Ontology annotation, molecular function: histone binding; histone deacetylase binding. Bases 466 to 2223 code for a protein of 585 amino acids. The record is from RefSeq and is a predicted model, not a curated record. Lineage: Eukaryota; Metazoa; Chordata; Actinopteri; Beloniformes; Belonidae.